Rhipicephalus microplus (southern cattle tick) is the source of this 1266-nucleotide messenger RNA. Its product is annotated as solute carrier family 41 member 1-like. NCBI's taxonomy places the organism in Eukaryota, Metazoa, Arthropoda, Arachnida, Ixodida, Ixodidae. Gene Ontology annotation, cellular component: plasma membrane. Gene Ontology annotation, molecular function: monoatomic cation transmembrane transporter activity. The record is from RefSeq and is a predicted model, not a curated record. Gene Ontology annotation, biological process: monoatomic cation transport.
AUGCUGCCAUCCACCUUGGUACCGUCGGAGGAAGGCCGCCAGGACCCUCGCAACGACGACGUAAGCUUGUCGUUGCCUGUUCGCGAGAUUGGCCAGGCGUCGUUUAUGCUUUCACCAACGCCGGAUCCUCGUCCGCCCGAAGCAAGCGCACCUCUCUUGAUCGACGCCUGCGUUGGCACUGCCCUUAUCGGCCGUGCAAGUGUGCCACACACGGCUAUUGGCAGGGCCAGCCCUGGUGAACGAACGAUGAACGCUCAGCUGACCUCGACGGCGCUCCAGGUGUUUGUGCCUUUUAUCCUGGCUGGCUUCGGCUCCACCUUGGCUGGCAUCCUGCUCGACGUGGUCAAGGACUGGCCGGUGUAUGUGAUAGUGCACCAGAUAUUCGUGGUCAUUGCACCCUUGCUGGGACUCAACGGAAACUUGGAGCAGACCCUGGUUGCGAGGCUUAGCACCCAGUGCCAGUCGACAGUGGCAACCUUCCUGACAUGUUCACUCGCCGUCCUGAAAGGUCUGGCGAUUGACGGUCUCUGGGACUCUUCCCACAUCGCCGUCCUCUACGCUGGAGCGCUGGCCGCAGUCAACACUGCCAGCUUCGUGAUGUCCACGGUCGUGGUGCUGUCAACAAAGUGCGAGAAAAACCCGGACAACAUCGCGCCGGCCAUCGCGGCUUCGUUCGGCGACCUGACCACGCUUUUCCUGCUCUCUGGCUACUCGUCUUUAAUGCUGUACCAUCCGUAUCUGGCGCCACUGGUGAUCGCGUUGUGCCUGCUCCUGCUGCCAAUGUGGAUAGUUCUGGCCCGACGCAACACCGUCUCCCGGGAAGUGCUGCGCGUCGGGUGGCUGCCAAUUAUUAUUGCACUCACGGUCUCUAGCUUCGGUGGGUACAUCCUGGAUUAUGCAGUCUUCGCUUAUCCGCCAAUCGCCCUGCACCUGUCUUCAGUAAAUGCACUGGGCGGCAACCUGGCGGCCGUCUUUAGCUGCAGCUUGUCCAGUUACAUGAACAGGGUGACGCCACUGGGAGACAUACCGUUCGGGGAACACGUCUGCGUGGGGCCCCUACAGAUGUACUACCAGGGUGGGGAGAUGGCCAACGUGGCCUACGUGCUCGUCGGCGUCGUGGUGCCCGGCCAGACGCUGUUCGCCGUGCUCUCUAGGAUUCUGCGCUUCGGCAAGGUCUCCAUGACCAUCACCUUCUUCGCAGCCUACUGUGGAGGAAAAAAUGAGUAUUCCGCUCGCAACCAUAAGGGCUACUACGAGCUGCGCUGA